Drosophila bipectinata is the source of this 1077-nucleotide messenger RNA. RefSeq lists its product as uncharacterized. Lineage: Eukaryota; Metazoa; Arthropoda; Insecta; Diptera; Drosophilidae. The record is from RefSeq and is a predicted model, not a curated record.
AAAAGGAUACAAAAAAAAAAAAGAGGAAUAUAUAAAUAAAUUAUAAGGUGGUGGAUGGAGCGUGGGCUGUUGUUGGCUAAGAUAUACCACCAGAAAAUAUCACUGUUUCGGUUCAAGGAUCUGUUCCAUCAAACCGAUUUCCGGAUACCUCGUGUACCUCGGUGGCUGUGUAUUCUCUUGGUGGUAGAGCUAUUGAAUGUCCUGGCUGGUGGAGUUUCAGAGUCAGAAACGACGACACCAGUGGAUGCGCCAGUGGAUGCGCCAAUGAAUUCCCAUUUUUAUGGAUUACCGGAACGUUGCCAAUAUCUAUUGGCCGAUGUGCAGGUAUUUGAACGCAAAUGCCGUAGCAGUUUUCCAAUGAUAGUAUUUACAAAAUAUCGGGAUACGUUUAUUAAGGCCGGCGAACCGUUUGCCCUCUAUAUGCCGGAAACACUCGAUCAUGUCCUUGUGCUAAUGAAGGAGUCCGCGCUACAGACCUGCCAUCGCUUCCAGGUCGUGGACAUAGGCAAGUUCACUUGCCUCGAUCGCAAUCACAACGAGACGAUAGUCCUGGAACAGACGCACAUCUAUUGCUUCCCCUUUCACAUCCAAAUGCCGGACGAUCUGAUGCACGACUGUGUCCGUGAGCAGAAGUCGAGCUACCUCGAUUUGGAGGAUGUCCUUCGGGCGAGGCGUGCCAUCGUCCACUAUACAUUGAGUGGGACCUAUAGUGGAGCCAAUAGCAUGAGACUGAUGCCAUGGCUCACUAUCUUGACCCUAAUUACAAUCGUCUGUUGCUCCUGCUCGUGGUCCUGGUUCGGUUUCUCCUGCUAGCAAGUCGUUAGUUUUUAUGUGCCAUCAUGUCUCAUAAAGAUCCGUCGAUUUGCUAGCCGGGGCAUAACAAGGCGAUCGAGGAGCCUGUAUAUGAAGCUGCCGUGGAAUCCUCAAAAGAGAUUAUAUAUCGGAUGAAAAGAAAUACAACGAAAUAAUGAACACGGACAGAAGACCAAGAACUCGCCUGAUUUAUCACUGGCCUUGCUCUUAGUGCAUUAUCGCAUGCUCCUCACCAAGUCGAGUACUUAAAUUAAAUAGUAUUUA